Molecule: messenger RNA, 8048 nt
Organism: Malurus melanocephalus (red-backed fairy wren)
Lineage: Eukaryota; Metazoa; Chordata; Aves; Passeriformes; Maluridae
Gene: COL4A3
Product: collagen type IV alpha 3 chain
Exons: 54
Coding region: 1-5445 (1814 amino acids)
Cellular component (GO): collagen trimer
Molecular function (GO): extracellular matrix structural constituent
Source: RefSeq, a predicted model, not a curated record
AUGGCCGGCGGGGGCUGCCCGGGCCGCCUGGCGCCGGUGCUGCUGCUCGCCCUGCUCUGGCCGGGCCGCGCCGCGGCGGAGGUGAGUGAGCGCCGGGACGGGGCGGUGGCGCGGGGUCCCGCGGCGGCUGCGGCUGACCUGGGGCAGAGCGGGUUCGGCCCUGCGGUCCCUGCUGUCACUGCGCUGCGUUGGCCGCUGCUGAGGGGACGGGACGGGACGGGGUGCGAUGCUGGCUCCGYACCGCCACCAGCUCGGGAAGCGGCCGCGGAGGCCCGGCCUGCGGGCACAGGGGAUGUGGACGGCGAGGACGGAGCGAUGUUGGGAGUGGAUGGUCCCCGAGGAAAACACCUCCGGAGCGGCACUUACCGUCUGGAUCACCUCUUCACCUUCAUGACAAAAUCAUUUUUCAGAUUGUCUUUCAGCUGGAAGAAGAGCAGUCGGCUCUGGAGGUACCCAGGUCGGUGUAGCUCGCAACGCUUCUGGCAGUUACCAAACAGAAAACUGCCCGUUUCAAACUGUGUAUGCAAAGGUAAAAGUCCCUGCCUUUGUGACAGCGCGAAAGGUAGUAAGGGUGAAAAAGGCUUUCCUGGUGUUCCAGGUCCACCUGGUCAAAGAGGCUUUCCUGGUCCAGAAGGGCCUCCUGGGCCACAGGGACCAAAGGGUUCUCCAGGGCCUAUGGGCUUAGUUGGACCCAAAGGUACACGAGGAAUCCCAGGAAUACCCGGAUUUUCAGGUCCUCCAGGCCUUCCAGGUGAACCAGGAACUGUUGGUCCUCCUGGGCUCCCAGGUGUUCCAGGAUGCAACGGCACAAAGGGUGACCAAGGAUUUCCAGGUCCUCCAGGUCAAAGAGGUCCUCCAGGCUUUCCAGGUAUUGCUGGUAUCAAAGGAGAGAAGGGGUGCCCUGCAGAAGGAUAUAGCCAAGAGUAUGGUGAAAAAGGUGAUCCUGGAUUACCAGGAAUGCCUGGUCUCCAGGGUGCCCAGGGUGCUCAAGGAUAUCCUGGGGAACUUGGACCACAGGGCCCUCCAGGACCUUUAGGCAUGCCAGGGAAAGCAGGACCUCCUGGACCUAAGGGUCUUAUGGGACUGAAAGUAAUAGGAGCCAAAGGAAGAAAGGGUGACACUGGAUUAACUGGACCCCCUGGACCCCCAGGAACUGUUAUUGUGACAUUAAGUGGACCAGACAACAUGACGGACUUGAAAGGAGAAAAAGGAGACAAAGGAUCAAGAGGACUCCCGGGGCCAAUGGGGUUUACAGGUCCAGUUGGUGAUUCUCAAAGUGAAAAGGGUGACCRAGGAGAACCAGGAGCAGAGGGGAAACCUGGAAAAGAAGGUGCCCCAGGACCACCUGGCUUACCGGGACAAAAGGGUGAACAGGGCAAGCCAGGACUGGCUGGAAGACAAGGAGCUAAGGGGAUGAAAGGAAAUACUGGUCCACCUGGAGCCCGUGGUCGAACGGAGUAUUAUGAUUAUGUGGCUGGUGAAAAAGGRGAUGAAGGACCCCCCGGACCUCCAGGACCAAAAGGUCAACGUGGCAUGCCUGGGCCACAGGGUCCUCCUGGAGCUGCUGGUAGGCCAGGUGUGUCAAGACCUGGUCUGAGAGGUCCCCCAGGAUUUCCUGGGCCAAAAGGAACAAAGGGCGAGAAAGGACAAACUGGCUUGUGUAUUGUAGGCCCUCCAGGACUGCCUGGUAUURCUGGCAGGCCUGGUUCUGUUGGAUUACCAGGUCCUCCAGGAGAACCAGGUAGAGUAACAUUUGGAACAAGCCUACCAGGSCUUCCUGGAGAGCCAGGGUGUAUAGGACCUCCGGGACCUCCAGGAGAUACUGGCAUGAAAGGUGAUGAUGCUCCUGUGUGUACUGAUUGCAGCUAUAUUCCGGGAAUACCUGGUCUUCCUGGUUCUCCUGGGCCUCGUGGUCAGGAUGGCAUGCCUGGUAGUGAAGGAGCAACAGGUCCAAAAGGUUCUCCGGGUUCUCCAGGAGCACCAGGGUUCCCAGGGACUCAAGGACCUCCAGGUUUUAGAGGAGAUCAAGGACGUAAAGGAUCAAAAGGUGAUCCAGGAUAUGUAUAUCCAGAAGGGCCAAAAGGUGAGCAAGGAGAUCCAGGAGUCAGCGGAGACAAAGGAAGAAGAGGUUCAAGUGGAUUUUUGGGAAGACCUGGCUCUAAAGGAUCCAAGGGUUCUAAAGGUGAAGAGGGAUUGGCUGGACCAAAAGGAGAUAGAGGGUUACCUGGAUUGCCUGGUAGACCUGGUCUUCCUGGAGAAAUYGGCCUUCCUGGACCACCAGGGUAUGGACCACAAGGAAUAAGAGGUUUUAAAGGCUCUAAAGGAAUACCUGGACUACCUGGAUUACCUGGAGAAGCUGGCCUGAAAGGAGAGACCAGUAGGGCAGCUCCUUUACCUGCAUUGCCAGGACCUCAAGGACCACAUGGUUUACCUGGACCCCCAGGAGCACCUGGUAGGGUUGGAGCAAGAGGUCAGCCAGGUGACCCAGGACAUUCAGGACCAACAGGUGACACAGGCUUUCCAGGGCUUGGGUUUCCUGGAAACCCUGGUCCAAAAGGAGAUAAAGGACUUGCAGGAGGCAGAGGGCCACCAGGUUUUGAAGGAAAGACUGGAGAUCCAGGCCGAGCAGGAAACCUAGGACAACCAGGACAAAAGGGUGACCCAGGCAUGGUUAUUCCUGGAGAGCCAGGAAGAAUGGGUUCACCAGGAGGUCAUGGCAGUCCAGGCUCAAAAGGUGAAGGUGGCCUUCCAGGACUACCAGGCCUACCAGGACAUCCUGGACAUGAUGGUGAUGAUGGCCUAAGAGGAGAUCGUGGCUCACCKGGAGUUCCUGGAGACCCAGGUUUUCCAGGGAAACCUGCUGAGUGUCUUAUUGGCCUGCCAGGUUUGCCAGGUGGCCAGGGAGCUACAGGCCCACCAGGAGGAAGAGGUUUACAAGGUUCAAAAGGAAACCCAGGUCCUCCUGGUUUGAGUGUCCCAGGAAUCUAUGGAAGGCCUGGGGAACCUGGAUUGAUAGGUCUUCAGGGAAAUAUGGGAUUACCUGGUCCCAAGGGACAGUCUGGAAGGCCAGGAAUCUCUGGUUUGCCAGGCUCAAGAGGAGACCCAGGUAUAACGGGACUGUUAGGAAUUCCUGGACCCCCUGGCAUGGCUGGAAGACCGGGCAACCCGGGUAUCAGAGGUUCUCCUGGAUUCCCAGGAAUAAAGGGAAGAAAAGGGUUUCUAGGAGAAAAAGGCGACCCGGGUGAUAAAGGAUUUCCUGGACCAUCUGAAACCUUGGUUGCUAUUGGGGACAAAGGAGAACGAGGUUUGAAAGGAGUUCAAGGCCAAAUGGGUCUGAGGGGAGAAAAAGGAGAUGUYGGUGUGCAAGGUCCCCCAGGUGCUGAUGGGUCUGAAGGAAUGCCUGGUGUACCAGGGGUCAAAGGAUUUAUGGGUCUUCCAGGGAUUCCUGGCAGACAAGGAUUCCCAGGAGCACAUGGAGACAAAGGGAACAUGGGAAUGCCAGGUCCAAAAGGCCAGAAAGGAGCUCCAGGCUUUCCAGGACCAGCAGGUGACCCUGGUCCUCCAGGCUAUGCUGGCUUUCCGGGUGACAAAGGAGAUCCUGGGUACCCAUCUGCUGGGCCUCCAGGAGAACCCGGUCCAAAGGGAGAUCCAGGCCCCCCAGGAGGUUUUGGCAGCAAAGGGGAAAGAGGAUCACAGGGUCAUCCAGGACUUACAGGAGUGCCAGGACCACAUGGGAUCAGAGGGGAAACUGGAGGUGCAGGAAUUCCAGGAAAGUGUGGACCCCCUGGAGCUAUUGGUGUUAAAGGAUGYCAGGGUCGCCCAGGACAGCAGGGAGUCCCAGGCCCUCCUGGUGCUGUUGGAGUCCCUGGAAAACAUGGACUUACUGGUGAAAGAGGUACUCAAGGUCAAGAUGGUAUGCCUGGUCCCCCAGGAGUAAAGGGAGAACCAGGACCACCAGGGAGGGGGAUCCCUGGCCUUCGAGGUGUUCCUGGCCGUAGAGGAAUCAAAGGGGACAUGGGACUGCCUGGUUUUCCUGGGCCUCCAGGUGUGAAAGGUCAACAAGGUGAUCGAGGACCCAUUGGACCUCCUGGCUUAAUGGGGUUACCUGGAUUUCAAGGCACCACAGGCAUGGCAGUCACUGGCCAGAAAGGAAGCAGAGGUAGUCCAGGUGCACAUGGAAGACCAGGUGCUCCGGGUUUUCCAGGACUUCCUGGUCUUUCCACUCCCAGCGUGAAAGGAAGCAAAGGUGUCAGAGGGGCAGAUGGCAUUCCAGGGCCAAGGGGCCCAGCUGGUGACAUUGGUCCUCCUGGUCCCAAAGGAAUAGAAGGUCGAUCAGGCUAUCCUGGUGCUAGAGGGGAACCUGGAUUUCUUGGAUUCCCAGGUGUAAAAGGAGAAAAGGGUAAUCAAGGACCCCCUGGACCACAAGGUGCAGAAGGGCCACGGGGACCAAAGGGCCAGCAUGGUUYACCUGGAGUCUCUGGGAAAAUAUUCUCCAUCCCAGGAAGCAAGGGUCCUCCAGGACUGCCUGGAAUCSCUGGAACACCAGGUGAUCAAGGAAUUCAAGGGAUUCCUGGACCACAAGGACCCAAAGGAGUAAAAGGUCUACCAGGAAGUUUUGGUCAUCCAGGUCAUCCAGGACUGCCUGGACCAAAAGGAGACAGGGGAUUUCCAGGACYAAGAGGACAACCUGGACUGAUUGGCUUUCCAGGUCUGCAGGGGUUACCUGGAUCACCAGGUACUAUCAUUGCUGGUCCCACAAGAAGAGGAUUUAUCUUUACCCGGCAUAGUCARACAACAAGGAUUCCUUCAUGCCCACACGGGACAUCCCAGAUCUAUAUUGGCUAUUCACUGCUUUUUGUACAAGGAAAUGAACGAGCACAUGGACAAGAUCUUGGAACAGCUGGUAGCUGCUUGCAGAGAUUCACCACCAUGCCAUUCUUGUUCUGUAGCACCAACGAUGUUUGUAGCUUUGCUUCUCGCAAUGACUACUCAUACUGGCUGUCCACUGCAGUGGUGAUGCCACCAGACAUGGCACCCAUUUCUGGCAGGGCACURGAGCCCCAUAUAAGCAGGUGUGUUGUCUGUGAAGGAGCUGCAAUGGUAAUAGCAGUUCACAGCCAAACAACUGUAGUUCCUGCRUGUCCAGAUGGCUGGAUGUCUCUCUGGAAGGGUUUUUCUUUUGUUAUGUACACAAGUGCGGGCUCAGAAGCUUCUGGCCAAGCAUUGGCAUCUCCUGGAUCUUGCCUGGAAGAAUUUCGGGCCGUCCCAUUCAUAGAGUGCCAUGGCAGGGGGACGUGCAACUACUACACAAAUUCCUACAGCUUCUGGUUGGCAUCAUUAAAUCCAAGAAGAAUGUUCAGGAGACCUGUGCCACAGACUUUAAAAGCAGGAGAACUAGAAAAUAUCAUCAGUCGUUGUCAGGUCUGCAUGAAGAGACCAGUAUAAACUCUUCACAGAAUAUGAAACUCUGCUUUWAUUACAAAGAAUUGCCUAACUCUGAAGAGCUAUAAUUUAUUAAAGUCCAGCUGCAUCUGGAAAGAAAAUUGUAAAUUGCCAGUGCAGCRCUGUGGUGAGGUAGGGCAACAGUUUGACUUUUGUCUUUGGCAAAUGACAAAGCACUUUGUAGGAGGAAGCUUAUAAUGGCAUCUGCAGGGGCUUCUGCCGAAUAUUGUCAUUUCUGAGCUGCACCUUCACCAUAAAACUAYAGCAUCACCAGAUCUUUAAUGAAAGAUGUUAAUGCUGCCUUGUGUCAUGUGCUUUUCAAACGGCAAAACAAACUAAAUGCUCCUGUAUCAGCUUACAUAUGUUCAGUGUUCCAAGUGGAUAUCAUUUAAGAUGACUAUCUGGCACUUAGGAGAGAUAGGGUUCAAUAGGAAAUCUUUUCAGUGCACUUUUAACUAUWUAAUGAUUCAUUGAGAGUUGUUUUGGUUUGGUUUUCUUGUCUAAUAAACAAGUAUCUCCCCACUUACCUCACCCUUCCUCUGGCUGGCAAACAGGAGUACACUGGUUUUUUUAUCACUGUGAUGAUAAUGGUGCUUGACUAGCCAGAAAGGGAGCCACAGCAGAUACAGGACAGUGGUGACAUGCACUAGCUGUGUUCUUCAGAGUGACUGUGGUAAGGGCUGACUAAUUGCAAGUGUUGGAAAGUUUUCAUUAGAUUCCAUGGCUUUUGACACAGAUCAUGCGAUCUUUGAAUUUCUUCAAAGUUGUCAGUAUUGGGCCUUUAUUAUGAUCACAUGCUUUUAUGUCUCCUGAAGAAAAACUAUUUACCAUAUCAUAAUUUAGGAUUUUGUUAGAAUUAACAAUUACGCUCAAGGGCUCCCAUGGCAUUAUCAGGUUAUCAUUCAUCAGGAUGAUGAAUGCCAUCAUCAGGAUGGCAUUCAUCAGGAUGUGAUUCCUAACAAAAUCUAGCAUAUUUCCAUUUUACAGUAUUUCAUAUUUAAAUAUUUAUCACAAACUGUAUUCUGUAUUUAAAUAUUUAGCACACAUAUCUGCAAAUGAAACCAUUUAUUCCAUCCAGUUAAAUGUAUACAUCCAGAAUUUUUAARAAGACCAAUAUUUAAAUUGUACCAUCUAAGCACUGACUUAUACAAGAGAAUCCRACUGUAAAUGAACAUACUUGAAAAGCACUUUCAUUUGCUCAUAUAAAUUAUAUGAAAUUGUAGCUCUGAGGUUUUUGUUUUUAAUAUUUAUAACRUUGCACUUGCAAGGCUAUUUAAAAUUGUAAUGUUGACAUUUAAAAUGUUAAUAUUUUUUAAUACUUGCACAAUCUAUCAGAAUUCCAGUAUUUAGUGUUACAGAAGAAGCCUAAUUCAUCUAAAUAGUUCUGUAAAUGCACCAUUUUAAAUGUAGGUUCUAGCAAUUAAGUGAAAUAACCAGGAUUUCUAUUUAGAUGUUUUUUUAAGCCAGURAAAUUUUAUAUUGUUUCCGUUUAAAUACUUGCAUUGUGUUUGUUUGACUGUUUGAAUUUUCAGUGUUAACCUAACUAAGAAAAGGUUUUGUCUSUGUUCCAUGCCAGUAUCUUAUGAUGGAGCUAACGUGAAGAUAUUAUUUACAUGAACUGAAUGGAUAUUUUAAAAUUGUUUCCUUGAACAGUCAUAGUACUUCUGUUUGCAAGGUAUAAUUGUGAACAUACAGGGUUUUAUGAAGAAUUUAUUUGCAGAUGCACUACUGAUAAGAAGGUAUURAUGUCAAGUUAAUAUUUAGUCUUUAAUUUGAAUCAAACCUGGGGUUGAGGUUGUUUUCCUUAAAACAAUCAUGUACUAGACUUCUCCAUAAACUCUGAAGUUUGCUUUAAAUACUCAAAGAUCACACAUGYUGCCUGGUAGGUUGUUGGGGAGUUAGUGAUUUCUUUUUUUUCAUUAAGGCUCAUUGAAGUCAUCCAAAGGCAUUAUAUACAAUAUAGAAUCCAUGACUGUGGAGACUCUCACAUAAAACUUGCUAAUAAAAUGCAAAUGUGAAUACCUGAACUUGGAGUCUGCCUGAAACAUCCAAUAGAGGAUAAUGUGUAAGGAGAAGGGAAUGGAUUGUGGCUUUAGAGUCCAAAGGUAAGUUACAGAGAGUUAUGUCUCAUAGUAUAGCAUAUAACUGGAAGUUGUGCCUUUGUUCCCAGUUUUGGAUUCCACUGCUCAYUUUUUGUGUGGCCUUCAACAAGUUACUAAAGAAAGAUGUUGAUAAGUAGCUUUAGAUUUUGAGUGCUCAAACUCAGUCUUUCUUUCAAAAGUAUGCAAUACAACUGCAGGGACACAUGUUUGUCAAGCCUGGCAUAAUACAAGCUAGACACUGGAAAUCAAAGAAGUACUUGCAAGAAGUUGAUGUUAAUGUCUCACUGCAGCUGCAGAUCACUUURCUUCCCUACUGCUAAGGAUUGUUGUGAGGAUUAGUUAACUGAUGUCUGUAAAUGCUUUGGGAKCCUUAACUGGAAAGUGCUGAUGAGGUGCAAGGUGUUAAUAUAUUGUACUGAAAGAAUGGAUGAAUGAGAAAUCGGGAAUACUGRGCAAACACUGGGGGCUGUAUUCUGCUAAUACAGCUAAAUAAAAAUAUUUUGA